Molecule: messenger RNA, 417 nt
Organism: Necator americanus (New World hookworm)
Lineage: Eukaryota; Metazoa; Nematoda; Chromadorea; Rhabditida; Ancylostomatidae
Exons: 4
Coding region: 1-417 (138 amino acids)
Source: RefSeq, a predicted model, not a curated record
AUGAUUGGCUUAUUGCUAUUACCGUUAAUUUUGGCUCGGCCACCAAACAAUACAAGAAGAUGUCUGGAUGGAAGAAGUUACAUCUUCGAUGAGGCCACAGACACAUCAAUCGACACCGGCGAAUGUUGUUCAGGAUUCUCAAGAACAGAAUUUGGUCACUGCGUAGAAAGAAUCAUCCGACAUUCGUUUCCACGAUUCGCUGUGCCGCGAUUUGCAGCAGCGAUGAGUCUUCUGCUAGUUGUGUGGAUACUGAUCGGUGUUUUUUCCAUGGUGAUCGCGUACGUGACGCUAACGCAAAGGCGACGAAUCGCGUUGCCGCCGACGGAUCGAGACGUAACAGAAGUUGAGGAAGAAGCAAGCACUCGGCUUCUCGAACCUCAACCUACUCCAACUCAAUUACAUUCUGCGGUGAUAUAG